GCAGACUCUGGGCUGGUCCUGACGGGCUGGCUGGGCUCCGGGCGGAUGGCUGUGCGCUUCAGACGGUCUUGGGGGAGACUACCACCAACACUCAGCGUCUCCUGGAGUGCUUAGAGACAAUUACAAUUAAAAUAAAAAGCAGAAGAGACGCGAGGAUAACUGCGAGGAAAGGACAGGCACAUUAUAGCCCCACCUCGACAUCUGGAAAAGCACAGAAGAAGGAGACGAUCCUCCCCCUUUACCCCAUACCCCGUCGCCAACCCGCCCUACCCUACCCACCACUUCGUGCCAUCCCUCUGGUCUGAUCUGCCCUCCCACCCCGCCAGGAGGACCACGUCCAUCCACAGGAACCCCCCACUUGACCAGCGUUGCCAUCAAGCGAUGCGCUUUGAAUUUAAGGAGAAAUCCCCUAUCCGUUUUUGAUGCACAACACAACCAGUGGCUUCAUUUUUUUUUCCUCAGCGGGAAGACUUAAGGUUACGGAUUAGGGUGUUUACACUUUUUGACGGGUUUCCAGUGGCUUGAUAACAUGAAGAAUAGAUCAUUCCACGGCAACAGACAAGACUGUCAUUCCAUAUAUUAGUCUGUAUUUGAACAACCAGCUGUCACAUACGCUGCGUUUGAGCUUAUGUAUAUUUUUUCCCCAUGCUUAAAAAUCUAACCUGACAAUGGUCUUGGAACGGAUCGCCUCUACAGACACCUAGACAUAUUUUUUCAAGACGUAUCAGCUCUAUAAUUUCGUGUUUACCGAAGGAAAAAGCGACACAUUGACGAGGAGUCAUUUGACACCGACGCUGCCAUAGGACUUUGCGUGCGAAGUUUGCACCGGGAAGAGGGGGGCCAAGUCGGAGAUAUCUCGGGCAUUUCCACGGUAUUUUCACUGUAAGGUGGGAGGUCAGCGGGUUGUGGUCAUGCUGUCCCUGGAUGAGCCCCUGGACCUGAAGCUCCCUCGGCGGAUAAAUGGGCGGGACAGAGGGGCCCGUUCACCACCCCACUCUCUGCUGCACCCCAAGAGAGCUCGUCAGCUCCGCAUGGCAGAUGAUGGAACCGCAGUCAUAGAGCCUGCUUCACCAGGAUCUCCACACUCAGGUGUGCAGGUGGUCCCUCAUGAUCGGACAGACACCCCCACCCCCCCUGCUGUGGACCUGAGCAUGUCGCCCUCUUGCCGCCACACCCCCAGCUCUCCAGAAAUGACCAACGGCAACUACUUCCCCUCAGGGAAUUCUCACAUGUCACAGGCCUUUCAGUUUUUCAUGCCAAUUGGAGCUGGGGGGGGACUUCACCUGCCGUCCUCCAUGUUUAUCAGCCAGACAAACGACAAGAGAGCGUCUCCUGACCUCUCAGCAGAUGAACAACUGGCCUGCCACUGGAAGAAGUGCCAUCUGCUCUUCGACUCCCUGCAAGACCUGGUUGACCAUGUAAACGACUUCCAUGUCAAGCCCGAGAAGGAUUCUGGAUACUGCUGCCACUGGGAGGGCUGUGCUCGCAAAGGGAGGGGUUUCAAUGCACGGUACAAGAUGCUCAUCCACAUCCGCACACACACUAAUGAGAAGCCCCAUCGCUGUCCCACCUGCAACAAGAGCUUCUCCCGCCUGGAGAACCUCAAGAUACACAAUCGGUCACACACAGGUGAAAAACCCUACAUCUGUCCUUAUGAGGGUUGCAACAAGCGCUACUCCAACUCCAGCGACCGCUUCAAGCACACACGCACACACUAUGUGGACAAGCCCUACUACUGCAAGAUGGUGGGCUGCCUGAAGCGCUACACAGACCCCAGCUCACUCCGCAAGCACAUCAAGGCCCAUGGUCAUUAUGUAGCCCAGGACCAGGGCUCCCCAGGUGGGGUGGGCUCCCUGCUGAGGGGGAGUCAAAGUAGAGUGCUUUCUGGCGAAGGGCGGAGGGAUUCCGAGCUGUCUUUUGUGAGUGCAGCCCACAUUAUCAUCCCAGGGGCAGCGGCUGCUUUCCUGGGAGGCCAUGCUCUGCAGGGUCUGGGGGGGGGGCUAGCCAUGUCCUCCCUCAGUUCUCGGCCCCUGGACCUUAGCGCACUGGGCUGCCCCGGCUCCUCUCCAGGCACCUCCAUUCUGUUCAACGGCUCCCAUCUGGGCCUCAGCAAAUCUCAUCUGCUCUCCACAGCGUUCUCCUCUUCGUCCCUGGGCUUGUCUAUGAUGCCAAUGCUGGGGGCCUCGUCUGAGCGAAGGGUCCUGAGCCAACAGGCCAAGAGAGGACGGGGGGAGGAGGCUGAGAACGAGGUGACUGGUGGGGUCCUCAACCUCUCCACGGGAUCCCAUGAUCCUCUGUCCUGGGUGGUCAUCCCCCCAGGCACCGUGGUGCUGAAGCCAGCUGUGGUCAACUGAUACACACACGCACACACACAUUCCAGAAGAGCUCAGGGGGGUGGGAUGGGAGGGUGAACGCCACAGUGAGGGUACAGGCGGUCAAAGGUGACAGGGAUUGGCUUGCACAAUCAUAUCCAAUGCAUUUCAGUGAGGUUGGAAGAGGAGAAAGCUAUAGAGAUACUCAUCAAAUCCUCAAUCAGCAGAACAUAACACUGCACCUCAUAAAUAACAAGUAUACAACGCAAGCCUCUUGUUUUGAUGGGAAAAUAAACUUGGGGCCCAAGAACUCUGUUCAGGAACAUGUAUGGCUCUGUAUUUCUAUCACAAGGCCUGACAAUGGGCUCCUCUUAGCCCUCUUAUUUUAUACUUUCUGCAUUCCUAUUUCCUGAACGUGACAGUCUUAGUGCUCUGUGUUCUUAAAAAGGUCCUGAUUCAUUCAUAUGUAUUUAUAUGGCUGUACUUGAUCGACAGUGUGCCUCCAGUCUAGCAGUAAGAUGGAUACACCAUAAAACUGAAUGAUGCACUCACAGUUAGAUAAACGUGCACUUAGGACGAUUCUUCACAGUUGAUUUUUAAGUAUUGACCUAUUUUUCACAGGCUUGCUGUGAUUAAUAUGAUUCAGACAGGCUUGCUGUGAUUAAUAUGAUUCAGACAGGCUUGCCAAACCAAAGCAAGUGAACUCAAACAGUCUUGGAUUUGUAGUUUCAGCUCAAUUAAAGACAGCACUUAAUAGUGUCACCUGGUAAUAGUAUUGAAACCUCAAAUCUGCUGCUAAGCUUUCAGCUCCUCCAGUGUAACAUAUACUGGGAGAGAGCACUAAUGACAAUCUAUCCCCAGUUUGGGGAGGGUGACCAACAUGGACCAGCCUAGUCCAGGUGUACCGACUAGGGGCUUCUACGACAUAGAGCCACAGAGGACUUAACACAGACAAAUGGUGUUGCAUCACCUGACAAUGACCAAGUGAAAUUCAAGACACUGGUGUGUCUGGCUCCUCCUUCUGGUAGGACACGAUACGCAACAUCCCGCUUUCCAUUUACAGAGCUAUUCCUGUUUUUACUUCUGGAUUGUCCAGCUGCUUUCCCGUAAUUGAAUCAACACGGCCAGAUUGUGUAUGAAAGGGCCAGUGUGGCGAUAAACACUAGUGUCUUGUUUUGCUUAAAAGUGACUCGACCUAAAACCAGCUGUGAAAAACAGGUGGUUGCCAAUUUAAAAGCCCAACUUGUUGGUUGACGUUUUGUCAGAAGUUCAACAAGUCCGAUGCUGUGCCAAAAAUACCUGGAGAGGGGGAAAGGGAUUUUACGUAUUGUGCCAGAGAAGGGGGUGUGAUGCACUCAAUGCCACAUACAGCUUGACUGACUAGGAAGCCACACUAUUGCAAACUGCCUCAUAUACUCUGCCCAAAGCGGCAUAAAAAGAAGACUAAUUCGAUGUUUGGGAAAAACUUUUCUCAUGGUUCGAUUAAGCAGUCAACACGCACUUACCACACACAAUAUUCCUUACCUGUUUAUGAAAUGUUACUGCCAAUUCAUGGUUCUUUAAAAGCUAGUUUGCUCUUUUUCAAUUAGUCUACAAGGGUAAAUUCUGCUGUGGAGUCUUUCCAGGCUUUGGAUCCUCAGUGUUUAUGCAUGUAGGAUGUGGAAUCCACAGGGUGGAGGUAGGGAAGCAGGAGAGGAUCAUCACAACACAAGGAACAUUCCCUCAAGAGACUGUCACACCCUCCUCUCUCCUUCCCCGUCUCCAUCACUGCUUAUGUUGGUGGUUUUACUUUUCGAUCGCCUAUUCCUACAAGUAAUCCGUUAUUGCUGUUUUACAUUGUUGUCAUUCUACACUUUUUGUUUGGUUAUGUUCCGACGAGACAUUUUUUUCUGAUGUUGAACUUGCUUCUUGUGUUGUGUGACAGCUGCUCUGCGCUCAGCUUUCUGCUGCCAAGUGUUUUUGAAGGGUGGAGGAGAGGACAUGAGGAGAGGUUAGGGAUUUCUUCUAGAACAGUGGUUACCAAUCCGGAGGGAUUUAGGAUCAAUCUGGAUCAGAUGAUGACCACAUUGAUAUAAGGAAGAGGUCAUUUUUGCUUUUUAACUACGCUAGCAAUGUUGCUCUUUGGAUGGCAUGGAGGGCCAAUCCAACUCUACGGCCCAGAACGAAAAAUCUCAACAAGUAUGGGAUGGAUUGCCAUGCAGUUCUGUACAGUAUUCCUUGCACAUUGUCAUUGUUAGCGUGUUACAUUGGCGAUUAUAGUAUUAAUGGCUCGAGGCAUACGGCUGCACAGAGCUAUCUGCUGGCAUGGCUUUAGUAGUAACUGUUAGUCUCGUUUCCUGUGAAAUACUAAUCAUGGCUUGCUAUUCAGGGAAGAUAACAACAAAUGUGAAAUAGAGAAAAUAACUCACAACCAUAUCCAAACUGAGGCCAUUAUUAGAAGCCAUACAUCCAAAUAGUGUUCCUAUGUUUUAAGGAAUCACAAGCCAAAAAGUUUGGAAACCACUGCUCUAGGGGUAAAAUAUAGUAGACCAAAUAAUACCACAUUCCUCCAUGACAAUCACAUUAGAGUACAGGGGAUGACUUAGAUUACUUAGAUAGGGACCAAAUAUAUGUCUGUAUGAAGUGUCCUAACAACAUUAUCUGCUGGGCUGAAUUAGAUAACCAUGCUUCCUUUGUUCUGACUUUUAAUUUUCCACUGUUAGAUAAAAGGAAACCAUAGAGAAUUAACAUCCAACAGCGAAAUGGCGGGCAGUGCUGGGAAAGCGUGAGAGCAAAGAGAGACAGGAUUGGCUGAAUGAAUGGACAAGGGAAAGCGAGAGAUGAGGGAAGGGACUGAGUGCCAGCGGAGGAAAAGAGGCAGAGGAUACUUUGCUGUGCAGCCGCCCUCCAUCUGGCCACCUAGCAAGCAAACGGCCCUCUCAGCUCUGAAGUCACUGGCUGUGCUGUGCCCAAUGUGGCAGAGACUCACAGGCAUACCAGCCCGUAGAACACUAGGCCACUGAACUCUUUCUGCCCUCUGGGUUUUUUCUUUUUUUAUAGAUUAAAACCCAAACACUCAACUCCCCCACCUCCUGGCCACAAAGCAUUUUAGCAGAGAUGAGGAAAACAGGCAGACUAACAAGCUGCAUUCACAGUAAACAAAAACAAAUAUAACCCCUCGCUAUCUGAGGACAAGCUCUGUGUUGACCCUCCCACAGGCCUGCACGGAUUCACAAACAUACCUAUGUUUCUGCCUCAGUAAUUCUUAGUCAUCUUUAUCUCAGACAGCCCCUCCACUCUAUCACACACACACAGCCUGUCUCUGGCUUCAGGCUGGGCACUGAAGUGAAUCUCUCGUUGCGAGUGGACAAUCCUGUCAUGUGAUGUCAUCAGAAACAGGUGUUAAGUAGGCUAGACAUGGUUUCCGUGGCAACAGUGAAACCCACAGAUGCGGCGGCUCUCCUCCUCCCUGUCUGUCUCUCCUCUGCAGGUCGAAGCCGGGGACAGAGAGAAAGAGGCGGCAGAAAGCUGAAUAAUUUGACACGGAUCCUUUCAGGGUCCACAUUUUUUUCAAUAUCAAAUAAGCUGUAUGAUCCAUUAACCCUUUGAGCUCAGUCUGUAUGAACUGCACUUUUGUUCCCCUCAUUUGUAAAGAUGGGGAUGUUGUUACAUCCUUUCUCAGUGUACAGCGUAAUUCAUUAUUCUUUUGGAAACCAAGAAUAAUUGUAAAAAUCAUCCACAGUUGUCACUAUGUCUGAAUUUGAUGUAUUUUUUUUGUUCAUGGUAUAAAAGUGGUACUCACCCCUGGAGAUUUUAAAGUAACCCUCACUUACUGCUAUCAAGAGUGGAAGGGAAAUCCAGGGCACACAAUUUGCGUUAGCUAGCUGAUUCAGUGUCAUUGUAAAGGAGUGCCAUUGACUGAAGUGCCACAGAGUUGCACAAAGGGUUAAUGAUAAGACUAAGGCCACGCAAGGCCUGUUCCAAGUUAUGUUUUUUGCACAUUUGUGAGAUAUGUCAGUAUUUUAAUUUUUCCAAGUGCCUUUUUAUUAUAGGUAAGAUAUAGAAGUUAUACACUAUAUGAAAAAUGAUUAUAUGAAAAUAUAUAUUUUCCUGGCAUCAUGUUCUGUGGUUGAACAUGAAGAAUUUUAGAGUUGUAAAAGUCUCCAAUUGGUACAACAUAGCAGUGUUCUCCUGUUUUAGAGGAAUUUUAUUACGAUAUUGAUAAUAAUGUCAAUGAAAAGAAAAUGUUUAAUAAAGUUGUAUUUGAUACAA
Gymnodraco acuticeps is the source of this 6563-nucleotide messenger RNA. It is a transcript of the gene glis2b, whose product is annotated as GLIS family zinc finger 2b. Gene Ontology annotation, molecular function: RNA polymerase II cis-regulatory region sequence-specific DNA binding; DNA-binding transcription factor activity, RNA polymerase II-specific. The transcript has 7 exons. Bases 912 to 2354 code for a protein of 480 amino acids. The record is from RefSeq and is a predicted model, not a curated record. Lineage: Eukaryota; Metazoa; Chordata; Actinopteri; Perciformes; Bathydraconidae. Gene Ontology annotation, cellular component: nucleus. Gene Ontology annotation, biological process: regulation of transcription by RNA polymerase II; smoothened signaling pathway.